Molecule: messenger RNA, 5443 nt
Organism: Poecile atricapillus (Black-capped chickadee)
Lineage: Eukaryota; Metazoa; Chordata; Aves; Passeriformes; Paridae
Exons: 6
Coding region: 2057-2800 (247 amino acids)
Source: RefSeq, a predicted model, not a curated record
UCAUCCCCGCAAUGGGCGCUAAGUGAGGCGCUCUGGGCUUCAGAGGGGUGCCGGGUUCGGAGUGUCAGGGGCGGGCGCCUCCUCCUGAUGAUGCUGUGCCUCAGGGAGUCCGGGACACUGGCAGUGUCUGCUGCUCCGUGUCACCUCCUGCUCCGUGUCACCUCCUGCUCCGUGUCACCAACACCGGGGGCUCUGACGCUGGCUCUUCCGUGCACAGCUCCGUGAGGGCUCAGGGGCCUCAGAUCAAUGUGCCCCCGAGCCCCGUCAGCCCCACAGUGCUGUGAGGUUCGGGCCGAGGACAGGAUCGCUUUUGAUGACCCUGCGAGGGCAGAGCACCACUCUACCCAAGGAAGAGCCACCACGAACCCGCUGAGGACAGCUCUUCUCACAUCUCUCCUCAUCGUUCCCAGCAUCGGUCAAGGUCAAGGAAGACCUUGGUGGCACAUUCUGUUUCCCUCGUUUCACUUCAAGGGAGUGGGGAGCUCCUGAGGAGCUCUGUAGCCUCCCUAUUGGUGUGGACAUUGCAUAGUGCCUGGUGUAGCUGCUGCUGACCCUGUUAUCAACAGCAGCAUUGUCAUUUCCUGCUCUUUACUCCUUGGCAGAGAGCACCAUGGAAUGUGGCUGUGGUGCUGGAAGGGGCUGUGGUAGGAGAGCAGCUCUGUAGAGUCAGCAGAAGGCAAGACAUUAACCUUUAGUUCCACCAGGACCACAGCUGGGAACAUGGAGAAGGCACUUCCUGAUGGAGAAGGUCUUGGGUUCAUCAGUGCGAGGAAACGUGGGAACCAGAAUAGAAAUGAAAAGGAAGGAAGCAAACAAGUACACAUCAUUAUGCAAUAGUGAAAUGAGAGAAGACAAAUAUUGGAACGCAGAGAGGAACUGAACAUCAGAAAGAGCAUGGGAAGAGAUGAAGAGGUCCAGAGGGGAGAGCAAGAGGGAUACAGAACCUCUCACUUGUCAUUCUUGUGGAUCUUGUACCGUCUUAUCCGCAAAUACCAUGCUGGUGUUGCUGUUUUCUUGUGUGGGCUGGUUUGCAGUUGAGACCUCAGCUUCAGCCAGGAAGCUGAACCACUGGCUGGUGGAGCAGAGCUCCAGUGAACACACUUUCUUCUGGAGACAUGUGUGGCUGGACUCGUGUGCCCAGCAUGCUGUGGAGGGUGGUUACUAUGGGUGCUGAUAGAAACUGAAGGGGAGGAAAUGGCAGAUGGGAGGAGGUUUUGCUCUGAGCAUGAAGAGGAAAAGCGGUGGCAGGCAGUGAGGAGCAGCAGAGAUUCUACCCACAGAGGCUGGGAAGAGAGAGGGGCCUGCACCUGCUGACUGCUGCGCAUGUCCCUUUGGUGGCAGGGGUGACACAAGCUGUGUCUGGCCUGCUGGGUGUUCAUGUCCUAGUGUCCCUCAUGCCAGAGGUGGCAGAGAAAUACAGGGGCUGGGCAGGAGCUGGGAUCUGGGUACUCAUGGUCAAAAUGGGGACAGGGCUCUGCAGGGCCAUCUAUGUCCCACAGCCAGAACACUCUGAUCAAGCCCAUCCCCAUGUCAAACCACAAGUCCCUGGGGACUGGCACAGUGUGUGUGUCCCCACCUGGGCUAAGUGAGCACACCCCAUAACCAGAUGGGUGUGGACAUCUCCCCAUUCCCCUGCUGUGACAGCAGCACAGCUUCCUCCAAGCGAUCCAUUCCCUGCUGUAAAACAAAACAGACUCGGGUGGUAUGGGGAGGUGGUGCUGUAGGAAACUUGGAGAGUGGCAGGGAGCUGCUGGGCUGGGCCCUGGAUAUUGGGAAAUGGCCAUCAGCAGCUCCUGGGGGCAUUAGUCAGGUCUCGGGGCCAAGAGUAUGUGGACAGGAGGAAACCGGAGGAGGAAUCAUAGAAGAGAGGAGAUAAGAAUUGGGCUGAGGUAAGAGAAGGGGAAGAAAGAGGAAGCCUGUGAGCACAGAGGGAACUGCCUGGUCCAGUGGUGAAGGGGUGAGGCCCCGGCAAGGCUUCAGCUCCCCUUGGCUGACCAGUGACCCUACACUUCAGGGAGAGACGGAGGCUCCCAGCUGAUCUCACCAGGCACCCAGCAUGGUCACCAUGAGGCUGUUGAGAAGCAUGGAACUCUGGCUGGCCAACACCUUUCUGCCCCUGCUGCUCCUCACCUGGCUGCCAGUUGGAGCAGUCAGUCAGCUGGUACAGCCAGGCAGCACUGUGCAGUUCGAGAUUUGUUUGGAAAAUCUCACGGUGCAGGUGAAGUGGUGCAAACCUGAAUGUCUGGAGGGGGAGAAUCAAACCAACACUGUGAUUCUGGGAGAAAACUGUAUGAAUUUCACCAGCUCAAGCCCAUGUACAGCUCACACAGGAAUCUGUGCAUGUAGGGUCUUCAUCACAAGACCAAACUUGACAGACACUGGAAACAGCACGCAAGCAGCAGUUCACUGCUGUGGCUGUGCAGAACCUCCGACUGAUGUCACAGGGAAGAUCUGGACAGGAUUCAACCUCCUCCUGUGCAUCCUCCUUGGCUUAGCGGUCGGGACGCUCCUUUACAUGCCGGUAAUUGGCUUCCUGCUGUGGAAGUGCACAAGGAACAAAACAGGAGAGCUCAUGAGCGGGGAAGUGGCAGAGAGGAAUCAGGUCAAUAUGGCAGCCCCAGUGACAGGGACUGAGGACCUGACCUAUGCCAACCUGAAUUUUGGAAAGAAGGAGACAGGACCUGCCUCCUCUAAUGUCAUUUACACUGAGAUCAAGCCAUCACAACAGAAGCAGAGUGCUGGGGAUGGCAGUGCUGCCAGCACAGAGAUGUAUGUCUCCUCCAAGGAAGAGGGCAAGUGAGGGAGGUGAGCAGCUUGUUGUCCACCUGUUGGGGUUGUCCUCCUCAAAAACUAGGUGUUUGCUCAUACAGCAGUGCAGUCUUGGUGACCAAAGACACAUUUUACCCCCGAGUGGCUGCAGAGCCCUGCUUUAUGUUCCUGUGGAAGAAGCCAUGGCUAAUGGUGAGGACAGAGCUUUUGAGCCUGUUUUCCCCUUACCUUCUGUGGCUCCAAACAGUGCCAAGCCUCAGCAACUCUUUUCAGUCUGCAGUCACUGACAGGCUCCUCUAGCUACUUGCUCCAUGUUCAGGAAUGACACUGUAUACUGUGUGGCCAGCAUGGUGUUCAGGAAGAGCUUGGUCCUGGAUGUGCUGGGUGGCAUGGCCAUGAGAAGUCCUGAAGCAAUCUUCUGGAUUUUCUCUGGAGCAGGCACCUGCUGUGAUGUGGGUUGACCUUGCUCUCAUUCACUCACUUGAAACGCAAGCGGCAAGGAUGGAAAAGCAUUGCUUGCUUCACAGAGGUGCUGCUGCAGUGAUGCACAUGGAUCUGCUUUGUACUGGGAGUUGCUAGGUGUUUUUGCUGGUUUGCUGGUGAAUACCCUUCUCGUGGGUAGAGCACUCUCUUUUGUGCCCUCUUUUUUGAUAAUGUUGCGUUUAUUGUGAGUUUUUCAGUAAAACUGUGAUUCUCACUUGUGGUCUCGCCUGGUGUUUCCUCUGCUGUUGGAAGAGGAUGGUGAAGAGGAACAGCUUGAGUGGAGUUUAUUUUCCCACUGGGUUUGAAACCAGCACAUAGCUCUAAUGAUUUAUUGUUAUAGCCACAACAGAUGCUGAGGUUCAGAGAUGACCCCAAAAAGCUUUCAGCUAAGAGGUACAGACACCUGAGACUUGUACUAACAGCCUUGGCAGCCACCUAUUAUUUACUUAGGGAAGGGGGAAAGUUUCAGAGGAGGCAAAUAUAGCUGCAGAGUUCUUCAGAAUCCCACUGGUCAAAAUAGAAGGCCAUGAGGAAAACCACAAAGGACAUGAACAGAACGACAUGUUCACUAAAUUGCAGAGGCAAAAUUGGAAAGCUGAGGUACAAAUCAAAUUAAGACUAACAAGGGCUGCCAGAGGCUCUGCGUUUGCUUAACUGCCUUAAAAGAAGUGGAGGGAAAAACAUGGCUCAUUGCUUCACCAGGGAAGAGUUAUUGAUCAAUGAAAUGGAGGAAGGUGGGACAGUCAUAGUGCUGCAUUUGGAUCCUCCUUUAUGCCCAAGGUUAGUGGGGAAUCAGAUCUGGGAUAGCAUUUUUAACAAGGAUCCAGACAAGCCAUGAAAUAGCCUUGGAGCAAUAACACCAGUGAGCAAGAGGCAGGGAAAGGCUGCUGGAGGAACUAGCUGAGGCAAUCUCUCCAGUGCAGGCAGGAAGGGUGGGGGCAAUUGUUGUCCACUGGUUAUUUUUAAAAAGUGAAGCAGCUACUAUAGCCAGAGCUGGGCCUCCAAAUUUCACUUCUCAGAAAGAUGCUAUCACAAGCAGUUAAGCAUGUGUGUGAAGAUAAAGCAAUGAUAAACACAAUGCCCUCCUUGCCCCAGACUGCUCCAUUUGGAGAGGGCUCCCUGCCUCCAUGUGCACCCAAGGCAGGUGAGUGAAACAUCCACGAUGGGUUUUCCUGCCAGGAGCAUGAAGUGUGUCCUUGCUGCCCCCCAAGCUCUGCUGGCCAUAAAAAGGAAGGUGACUCAUGCAGAGAAACAAAAGUAAAAAUGCUGCUUCUCCCUGUUAAGGCAAGAGGAAAGCAGAGUUCAGGGUAAGGGCUGCCUUUAUCGGGGGCCUCAUAAAGAGAUCUGGUCUUCUACUACCAGUGGGGCUGAGAAAAGGCAAUAAAACUCUCAAAGGCCCCAGGUGUGCUGAGGCUUUUGCCCAUUCCCUUACAUCAUUAGCUAGGAGCAACAAGGUGGUUGCACAGGUGGUUUAUGACACAAAUCCUGUCUCCCUGGGAGCUGUUCUCACUGAUGAUAAAGGCAGGGAGUGAGAGAGGGGUCUGGGAAAGCCUUUCUCUGGAAAGAAGGGGCUUUAAUCACACCAGUGACAACCUAGGGCAGUGCAAGCAUCUGAGCAGUCAGAAAGGAGUUUUCUCAAGUUUUCCUUAAUAUCUGUUUUUUCCAGUGCAUAUCACAUAUUUAAGUCAAGUUUUCAGAGGAACAAUUUAUGGAGAACUCUAAGAUGCAACCUAACAUUUGAAGAGUUUAAGAAAUCAUUGAGAGGCUGCAUAGAAGGAGACACACUUAGAAUACCACUAAUACCAGUCUUAAAACAAAGGCUUUACUAUUGGUCACUUUUAUUUCAAGAACAGAACAGCCUUUCAUCCCAGCCCCCUCCAUGAGUUUAGUAACUCAGGUAGCAUACAACAAGUCACAUUCUGUAGAUCAAGAGCUCCAAACAAAGCAGUCCCCACUGGGUGUGGGCUUUCCUCCUCCCCCUCCCUGGGUGAGAAGCAAGCCUGGCACAAAAUGUGAACAGCACCCUCAUCCCACACCUGCAGGAUGCUUCACUAGCAGGAACUACAGAAAUAAAUAGUAUCUCAUGGAGACGGAGCAGAGGGCCACCACAGAUCAUCUAGAAAUUAAGUUAUUGCUAUGUUCUUAUGUAUUUGACACUGCAGGUAACUCAUUUGGGUAACCACCAAGAGAG